UUCCAGCUCGAACCCGAUAUAGCCAUGAAUCCGGCCUCUUCGCCAUUGACGGCCGUGAGCCCUCGAAUCCUUGGAUACCCAGGGACAAACGAAAAGGAUUUGGUUUGGUCCUCCAAAUCGGCCACACGAAAAGACCUCCGUGCCCCUCCCAGUCCCCUCCUCCCUGAUGUGGGUGACAAACGGGGCCCACCCGCCGGCUCUUUCUUCCCCACCGAACUAGACCUAGGGCGUUGGCCCCAACUCAGCACGCACGCCGCCGCCACAGCUGCUCCGCCGGAGCCGAGCUUCUCCGGCUUGAUUCGCUUGGGCGCCUGGCGCUGCGCAGGCCUCACGCUACCGGCCGUCAUCUCCCAGUAUCUCUCCUCUCCCACUCCUCAGGAACUACGCCCGAGACGCCAUUGGAGCUCUGGAGCAGCGCCGGCGCCACCCCCCCCCCCCCCAACCCGGCCCUGCCCUCCCCCACGACCGGAGUAACCCUGCUGGCACCGUCCUCCCCCCGACCGGACUGAACCCUCAUGUCCGGCAUUAACACUUAGCUACAGUACGACACUCUUGGCAUUGGCAUUGAGGGGGAUCCCACGAUGAGGAGCUUGUUUCUGGCGUGCUACCACUACCGACGCCUCGCGUCCUUCCCUCGCGCUACCGAAGCCGCCGCACCUGUAAGAGCUUACUGCUGGAAACAAUUUGAGACCAGUGGUUAUGAGCCGUGGAGGAGGUAUAUUUCCACAAGCACCAGUAAGGUUCUACCAUGGGAGGCGUCAUCCUGUGAAACGCUGUUGAGGAAGAUAGACAGUGCUAUGAAGGAUGGCAAUGUCGAAGAGGCGCUGCAAUCAUUCGGAAACUACAAGAAGCUGCACGGUCUUCCUGAACCACAGGUACUGAAUAGCAUGAUUGUGUCGCUGUCCUACAUGUCUAGUCGGAGGUGGCUUCAGAGGGCAUUUGACAUGGUUCUCUCAGUUCAUCAAAUUAACAGCAACCUUCUCAACUGUGGCUCCCUGAUGAAGCUAGCGUUGGCACUUGCAAGAGAUCAGAUGCCUGUUCCAGCCUCCACAGUCCUGAGGAUCAUACUUGAGAGUGGAAAGCUUCCUGAUGUUGAUAUGCUGAGCAUGGUGUUUCUGCAUAUGUUGAAGUCACAAGUUGGAUCCUAUCUUGUCAGUGAUGUUCUGAUUGAGACUUGUGAGAGUUUCUUGGACCAAGUUGCAGAUAGACGGGAAAUGAAAAAACUGGAUCCAAUAAAAAACAGUGCCACCUUGUUCAAUAUGGUUUUGGAGUCAUGUGUGACCUUUAAAUGCAUUAUCAAAGCCCAGAAAAUAAUGGAACUGAUGUCAUUGGUCGGAGUUGUGGCCGAUGUAAAUACAGUGGUGAUCGCUAGCCAUGUCUUUGAGAUGGUUGGGCAACGAGAUGAGUUGAUACAAAUGAAAAGAAGUAUUGAAUCUUUAACAUCUUUGCCAUGUCUUCAGUACUAUCAGCAUUUUUAUGACAGUCUAUUGAGCCUGCAUUUCAAAUAUAAUGACAUGGAUGCUGCUGCAAAAUUUUUAAUCAAUCUGCAUCAGCAACGAAAACCUAGUGUUUUUUGCAAUGGUUUACAGAAACAAAGUGCCAUACAAAUUGGUUCUGGAAAUCUGAAAACUGGAUAUAGGAUAAUGUUUGAUCCUGGAAAAGUUGACAGAGGUUUCAUUUUGGGUACAGAAAGCCAAUUUGGGCUUGUUGUCCUUACUGACGGAAAUCUUCUUCAUACUGAAAAGGCUCUUGCUAAACUUAUUGUAGGCUGUGUGAAAUCAAGGAAUAUGCAUACACUAUCUAACCUUUUUAUUAUGUUACAUAAAGAAGAUAUAGAGGUAAUUUCUCUUCGAGAUGUGGUUAAUGCAUGCAUUCAAAUGGGAUGGUUGCAUGCUGCUCAUGAUAUCCUAGAUGAUUUAGAGUCAGCUGGAAUCCAAGUCGGGAUUGCUAGUUACAUUUCUCUUUUGAGAGCAUAUGAGAAGGAGAAUAAGUCAGAAGAAUUCAGUGGGCUUCUCCAGCAGAUACAAAAGAUUUCAUCUACCAUGGAUGAUAUUCAUACUAAUUCACCAUUUACCAUCAAGAACAUUGCCAAAAUAGUGAAAGAUGAAAUACCUCUCACUCAUUCAUCUCUGUUUGCUGCUUUGGCUGAAGAAAUGAAACAUUACAACCCUGGAGAGCACUUGACAUUAGAGUUCAAUAAUUCGAUUCUUUUCUUCUGCAAGGCAAAAAUGAUGGAAGAUGCGCUCUGCACAUAUAAGCGUAUGAGAGAACAAAAUAUCAGGCCCAAUUCUUAUACAUUUUGCCACAUAUUGUGCGGUUAUUCUUCAAUGGACAUGCAUAGGGAGAUUACCAUGCUCUGGGGAGAAAUAAAGCGCAGACUUGAAUAUGGAGAGCUAGAUGUGGAUAGGGACUUGCUUGAUUGCUUGAUUCUGGAUUUCCUUAAAGGUGGGUAUUUUUCUAGGGUGAUGGAGGUCAUUGGUUACAUGUCAAAACAUAAUAUUUACUGUGACAAGUGGAAAUACAGGCACGUCUUCCUGAAGCUACACAGGAACCUGUAUAGGAAUUUGAACUCAUUGCAUGACAAAACCGAAGCUCAGAACAAAAGGAUUGAAGAUGUCCGAGCUUUCAGGUCAUGGGCAGGUAUUAGAUAAAUAGGGCUAGUGACCAUUUUGGUCCCUCAAGUUAGCAAAGGUUCGCUUUGGCCCAUAAUGUUUAUUUUGAUCCUUUGCAUUUGCAUGUUGGGCAAAGACAUCCAUUUGAUGACUUGUGGCGUCAGGUAAGCAUGCCCUGUCACUACUUGUUCAUCACCUCUCUUUGCUGACUAUGCUCUGACAAAAAGUUCAAAUUACCCCUGCAUCCCAGUUGGUUCUGUCGAACCAUUCAAAUCUGUUGCAGUUGCCAAAUAGACUGGUGCAUGGAGGGGCAGUAUUUGUAGCUAGGCUGGCUUGAGGUUGACUUCAAUCCUACGAGUUGAAUUCUACCAUUUCAAAAUGGUUGCCUUAUAUUUUUGGGGAUGUUGUUUGCUUUGAUACAACAUAUGGAUUCAAUAUCUAUGGACGGCCAUUUGCAUUGUUUGUUGGUGUAGACAACCACAAGCAGUUACUUGUGUUUUGUGCAGCACUACUCUAUGAUGAAAACAUUCAGUCAUUCAAAUGGGUAUUUGAGGUGUUUGCUGA
Messenger RNA from Panicum virgatum (switchgrass), 3176 nucleotides. RefSeq names its product pentatricopeptide repeat-containing protein At4g17616-like. The record is from RefSeq and is a predicted model, not a curated record. Gene Ontology annotation, molecular function: protein binding. Bases 582 to 2651 code for a protein of 689 amino acids. Lineage: Eukaryota; Viridiplantae; Streptophyta; Magnoliopsida; Poales; Poaceae. The transcript has 3 exons.